Molecule: messenger RNA, 1751 nt
Organism: Triplophysa dalaica
Lineage: Eukaryota; Metazoa; Chordata; Actinopteri; Cypriniformes; Nemacheilidae
Gene: cdk5rap3
Product: CDK5 regulatory subunit associated protein 3
Exons: 14
Coding region: 165-1676 (503 amino acids)
Biological process (GO): regulation of cyclin-dependent protein serine/threonine kinase activity; regulation of mitotic cell cycle
Cellular component (GO): endomembrane system
Source: RefSeq, a predicted model, not a curated record
CGUUUUAGCACACGGUGCGUGUAACGCAUGUGUUGAUAGGUCAGCUGUAUAUAUACGUGUCAGUGGAAAUGUAAACUUUAACUGAAUCGAAAAAACGGCUUGAGAUAUAAGAAUGGAUUCGUUUUAAUUACUCCUUUAGCAAAUUAACGACAACGCCCCCUGCAAUGGAGAACAUCCAGAAUCUCCCUAUUGACAUCCAAACUUGUAAACUGCUGGACUGGUUGGUGGACAGGAGGCACUGCACACUCAAAUGGCAAACUGCAGUUAUGAGCAUUAGAGAGAAAAUCAAUGCUGCCAUUCAGGAUAUGCCAGAAAAUGAAGAAAUCAAACAACUGCUCUCUGGAUCAUAUAUUCAUUAUUUCCAUUGCUUACAAAUAAUUGAAAUAUUGAAAAAAACAGAAGCGUCCACCAAAAAUAUUUUUGGCAGAUAUUCAUCACAAAGGAUGAAGGACUGGCAAGAGAUUGUAUCCAACUAUGAAAAAGACAAUGUCUUUUUAGCUGAAGUGGCCAGUUUGUUAGUUCGUAAUGUAAAUUAUGAAGGGCCUGCUUUAAGGAAACAGGUGUCUAAAGCUCAGCAACUACAGCAGGAGCUGAGUCGACGAGAAGUGGAGUGUCAGAGAGGCGCUGCAGACAUGAGGGAAGGGUAUUACACGGCCUGUAAGCAGUACGGUAUAAAGGGUGAAAAUGUGGCAAGGGAGUUGCAAGCACUGGUUAAAGAUCUGCCUGUUGUUUUAGAGGAAGCUGGUAAAAAAGCAGUCUGUCUGGAAGAACCUCUAGAAUUUUACACAGCCUUCACGAAUUUCGCCUGUGGCUGGUCUGAGGAAGUACUACCCAUGUUGAGGUUUGUCCAGAAGAAAGGAAACACAACUGUGUAUGAAUGGAAAACGGGAAAUGUGCCCACAGUUAUUGAGAGACCUUUGAUGGAGGAAGCACCACCUGAUGUUGUCACAGAAGAGACGAUUGACUGGGGUGACAUUGGGAGUGGUGCUGCGACAGAGGAGGUGAAUUUUGGGAUCACUGUGGAGGAUGGCGUGGACUGGGGUAUAAGCCUAGAAUCUGGCGCAGAGGAAACUGGUGGUGUUGACUGGGGAGAUGCUGAAUCUGCCCUGGUGGAAAUUGAAGUUGUGGAUGUGGGCACCGAUUGUCCUGAUGGCAUUGCCAGAGGUGAGGAUGCUCUUUCUCUUUUGGAAAACUCGCAGGCACGUGACCAGUUCAUCGAUGAACUGAUGGAGUUGGAAGUGUUCCUGUGUCAGCGACUGAGUGAGAUGGAUGAAGAAGGUAAUGUGGUUUCUAUGAGUCAGUUCCAGCUCGCGCCCUCAGUGAUCCAGAACCAGACUCCAGAGCGCGUACAGGUCAUGCUGAAAGAGUUGCGUGCCCUGCUCACUGGGCUCACAUCGCAACGAAUGCAGCACCUCUUUAUGAUCCAGGCAUCACCACGUUAUGUGGAGCGUGUGUCUGAUAUACUGCGACAGAAACUCAAGCAGUCUGCUAUCUUACUGCUGAAGUGUGGCACUUUGGCCGAAAAGCGGCAGGAGGCACUUGAGGAACAGGCUAAUUUGGAACCCCGCAUUGAUUUGCUGGCUGCCCGCACUAAGGAACUCCAGAAACUGAUCGAAGCUGACAUCUCAAAACGAUACAACAACCGGCCGGUCAACCUCAUGGGUGUGCAUGUGUGACCAAGAAGACAUUUUUUGUUCCACAGAUAUAUCACAAAAAUAAAUGUUUUAUACUCAAUAAAAUUGUUGGCUUUG